Molecule: messenger RNA, 3186 nt
Organism: Condylura cristata (star-nosed mole)
Lineage: Eukaryota; Metazoa; Chordata; Mammalia; Eulipotyphla; Talpidae
Gene: GLUD1
Product: glutamate dehydrogenase 1
Exons: 13
Coding region: 267-1943 (558 amino acids)
Biological process (GO): L-glutamate catabolic process
Cellular component (GO): mitochondrion
Molecular function (GO): L-glutamate dehydrogenase (NAD+) activity
Source: RefSeq, a predicted model, not a curated record
AGGGAGGCCGGGCGAGGCCGCGGCGUAGGCGGAGGCCGGGCUCCCUGGGCGGCGCGCGCCCCCCGCCCUGCCAUUCACAGGCGACGUUAGCCCGCGGUCCUCAAAGUCCGUCCUCCCCGUUAGGCGGUGAGCGCCGGAGGGGAGGGGACAGCCAGAAAGGCAGGAAACUGCGGCUUAAAAAGGCAGCCCGCAGCGGGCCCUUCCUCCCUCUCUCCGUCCCCGGGCUUCCGAGAGCUCCUCUUCUCCGCGGCCUCCGCCCCGCCGCCAUGUACCGCUGCUUGGGAGAAGCGCUGCUGCUGUCUCGUGCCGGGCCUGCCGUCCUCGGCUCGGCGGCUGCCGACUCGGCCGCACUGCUGGGCCGGGCCUGUGGGCAGCCCGCCGCCGCCCCGCUGCCGGGGCUCGCGCUGCCCGCCCGGCGACACUACAGCGAGGCGGUGGCCGACCGCGAGGACGACCCCAACUUCUUCAAGAUGGUGGAGGGCUUCUUCGAUCGCGGCGCCAGCAUCGUGGAGGACAAGCUGGUGGAGGACCUCAAGACCCGGGAGAGCGAGGAUCAGAAGCGCAACCGGGUGCGCGGCAUCCUGCGGAUCAUCAAGCCCUGCAACCAUGUGCUGAGCCUGUCCUUCCCCAUCCGGCGCGACGACGGCUCCUGGGAGGUCAUCGAAGGCUACCGGGCCCAGCACAGCCAGCACCGCACACCCUGCAAGGGAGGUAUCCGUUACAGCACUGAUGUGAGUGUAGAUGAAGUAAAAGCUUUGGCUUCUCUGAUGACAUAUAAGUGUGCAGUGGUUGAUGUACCAUUUGGGGGUGCCAAAGCAGGUGUGAAGAUCAAUCCUAAGAACUAUACUGAUAAUGAAUUAGAAAAGAUCACAAGGAGGUUCACCAUGGAACUUGCAAAGAAGGGUUUUAUUGGCCCCGGCAUUGAUGUGCCUGCCCCAGACAUGAGCACUGGAGAGCGGGAGAUGUCCUGGAUUGCUGACACCUAUGCUAGCACCAUAGGACACUAUGAUAUUAAUGCCCAUGCCUGUGUUACUGGCAAGCCCAUCAGCCAAGGUGGAAUCCAUGGGCGGAUCUCUGCUACUGGUAGGGGAGUUUUCCAUGGGAUUGAAAACUUCAUCAAUGAAGCUUCCUACAUGAGCAUUUUAGGAAUGACACCAGGGUUUGGAGAUAAAACAUUUGUUGUUCAGGGAUUUGGAAAUGUGGGCCUACACUCUAUGAGAUAUUUACAUCGUUUUGGUGCUAAAUGUGUUGGUGUUGGUGAAUCUGAUGGAAGCAUAUGGAAUCCAGAUGGUAUUGACCCAAAGGAACUGGAAGACUUCAAAUUGCAACAUGGAUCAAUCCUGGGCUUCCCCAAGGCCAGGCCUUAUGAAGGUAACAUCUUGGAAGCUGAAUGUGACAUAUUGAUUCCUGCUGCAAGCGAGAAGCAGCUGACCAAGUCCAAUGCACCCAGGGUCAAAGCCAAGAUCAUUGCUGAAGGUGCCAAUGGACCAACAACUCCAGAAGCUGAUAAGAUUUUCCUGGAGAGGAACAUUAUGGUUAUUCCAGAUCUCUACUUGAAUGCUGGAGGAGUGACAGUAUCGUACUUUGAGUGGCUGAAGAACCUAAAUCAUGUCAGCUAUGGCCGUUUAACCUUCAAAUAUGAAAGAGAUUCUAAUUACCACUUGCUUAUGUCUGUUCAGGAGAGUUUGGAAAGAAAAUUUGGAAAGCAUGGUGGAACUAUCCCCAUCGUACCAACAGCAGAAUUUCAAGACAGAAUAUCGGGUGCAUCUGAGAAAGACAUCGUGCAUUCUGGUUUAGCUUACACUAUGGAGCGCUCUGCCAGGCAAAUCAUGCGCACGGCCAUGAAGUAUAACCUGGGAUUGGACCUGAGAACGGCUGCCUAUGUCAAUGCCAUUGAGAAAGUCUUCAAGGUGUACAAUGAAGCUGGUGUGACCUUCACAUAGAUGGAUUGUGGCUGACUUCUUCACUACCCUUUUCACCUCUUCAUCUGCAGAUCUAUCACGAGUUUACAUGUAACCACAGAAAUAUCUCUCAUGACUUACUAGAUAAUGGAGACCAUUCUCAACAAGCCAAUCCAAAUCAGCCCCUUAAGAAGAAAGAAAUUAAGGUUAGGGGAUCAUGUGUAAACGGAUGAGUGUGAAAGUAGAAAUUACCUACUCCAGAAAGCCAUUUGGGUAUUUUGCCUUUAAAUAAAAUGUCUCUUCCAUCUGGCUGUGCUGCCUUGCUCCAUGGCUGUUUCCCAACACCGUCAAAGCUGUGGCCCCAGAAAGCACCUAUUGUCAAAGAAUAGUCAGUUGCUUGCUGCUUUAGCUCUGGACAAGUCUGAUACGUGCUGUGACUUUGACACAUUUAAGAAGCGGGUGUGUGGCAUUUUCAUAAGGUAGCAUGGUCCUUCCGUGAGUUAUUGGUAUUUUACAUCAGCAAAUUAACUCCAUUUUACAAGUUGCAAACAAAUGCUAUUUCUCUUUAAGCAUUUUAUUAUUUUAGAAUAAAAUAAGUACAUGCUGCUGUAAUAAAAUUGCCUUUAAUCACUUAACAAGCCUAACUUCAACUGAAGCAGUGAAUGCCUAUAAACAUAAAUGGGAAAAGCUAGUAUUUUUAUAACAUAAAACAAUAUCAUUUAUAGCUUAUCAAUCAUGUAUUGUCCAGCAAAUAGAAAACACCCAAUGGAGAAUUAUCUUCAUAUCUGAGAAUAAUGGAGGCUAUUUUUGUUAAGACUGUUCAAAUUUACUAAUUGUGACAUAUAGUCCAAAGAAUGCAGUGUCCUUAUCGUGUUAAUUAAUUGCUCUUCUCUUUUGAAGAGCUAUUGUGUAGACUAAUUGAACAAUAAUUCAAAUAGAGUGUCCCAGGAAGAAAAAGACCACGUGGCCUCCCUGUUUGGAGUCUGGGUGGCGGCUCUGCGCAUUGCCAAUGACCCCUACCGGCCGGCCUGCCCUGCACACAGCGUCUUUAACAGUGGGCUGGACACACCCAGUUGAGUGUUUUGUUUGGAGUUAUUUGGCCAGGGCCUUUUUUAAACAGUAGUGUCCCAAUGAAGCACUAGAUAUUAUUUAUGUAAGAAUGAGCUUUUUUUUUUUUUUUUUUUUUUUUAAACAAUAAUAUCCUUUCAGAGAUUUCUAACUACUUUGUAACUGCAUGACUUAACCUGGUGAUAAAAGCAGUUAUUAAAAGUCUACCUUUUCCAAA